This is a messenger RNA of Parascedosporium putredinis, 1740 nucleotides long. NCBI's taxonomy places the organism in Eukaryota, Fungi, Ascomycota, Sordariomycetes, Microascales, Microascaceae. The record is from the annotation of a GenBank genome assembly.
AUGCCGGGCUCUGACGAGUUAGAUCUGGCGGCGUCGAGCGAAGAUAGCAGCAGCUACGCAGACUUAAGUAUGGCUGUUCCAGCACUCGAGGAGUCCAAGAAGCUGUCCAAUCCCCUGGGUGGGCUUGAGCCGGACGAACUGGUCGUUCGUGCCACAGAGUACUGCGAGUUACACGGUAUAACCGAGGAGGAGGAUAUUCGCGCGUUCCAAAUCGGUGCCCAGCUCGCCGGCAACAUUGAAGAGUGGAAUGCCAUCCACGGCAUUUCUGAGGAGGAGAAGGCGGUCCUGCAGGAAGAAGUGGAACAUAAGUGGAAGAAUCCGAGAAUGCUUUAUCUCAUCGUCGCUAUAUGCUCCCUUUGCGCCACUGUCCAGGGAAUGGAUGAGACAGUGGUAAACGGCGCCCAGGCUUUUUAUAAGCAUCAAUUUGGCAUAGGCGGGGAUAGCGCCCGUGAUACCUGGCUGCUUGGCCUUGUGAAUGGUGCCCCUUACCUUUGCUGCGCCGUGUUUGGGUGCUGGUUGACCCACCCCAUGAACCAGCGCCUCGGCAGACGAGGGACAAUUUUCGUGUGUGAGAUUGUCUCCAUCAUCGCUUGUAUUUGGCAAGCCGUUACCAACAACUGGUGGCACCUAUUCAUCGCUCGAUGCGCCCUUGGAUUCGGCCUCGGACCCAAGUCCGCCACAACUCCCAUGUUCGCGGCCGAAUGUGCUCCUCCCCGACUUCGAGGCGCCCUUGUUAUGCAAUGGCAAAUGUGGACAGCCUUUGGAAUCAUGCUCGGCUAUGCGGCGGAUCUUGCCCUAUACGAAGUCCCGGACGUCGGCAACAUCGUAGGCUUGCGAUGGCGGCUCAUGUUGGCCUCGGCUGCUCUGCCCGCCAUUCUCUGUGCAGGCUUGGUCUGGACCAUCCCUGAGUCCCCUCGAUGGUACCUUAAUAAGGAAAAGCCCAUCCAGGCCUACCAAAGCAUGUGUCGUCUUCGCUUCAUCAAAAUCCAGGCUGCCAGAGACAUUUUCUACGCCGACGCCCUUUUGAACGCAGAGAAGAGCGUGAGCCGCAAAGCCGGGAUGAAAGAACUACUAACUGUCCGGCGAAACCGCAACGCGUUCGUGGCUUCCGAAAUCGUCAUGUUCAUGCAACAAUUCUGUGGAAUCAAUGUUGUCGCGUAUUAUUCUACCGAGAUCUUUCUUGCCGCAAACUUCAAGGAAAGGGCUGCCCUGUUUGCCUCGUUCGGGUUUGGCGUGAUCAACUUUGUCUUUGCCCUGCCAGCGUUUUGGACAAUCGAUACGUUCGGGCGCCGUAACCUUCUUCUAGCGACCUUCCCAGGUCCGGUUCCCUUUACCUACUCCGCCGAAGCCUACCCCCUCUAUAUCCGCCCUAUCGGCAUGUCGUGCGCUACAGCCACCACGUGGUUCUUCAACUUUCUCCUCGCCGUCACCUGGCCUAGCCUCCAGAGCACCUUCACCUCUACCGGCGCUUUCAGUUGGUAUGCUGGCUGGAAUAUCAUAGGGUUUGUACUCGUCCUCCUCUUCCUACCCGAGACCAAAGGCCAUACCCUCGAGGAGCUUGACGCCGUCUUCGACGUUCCCGUGUCCAGCCUCAUCAGAUACGGUAAGGAGGAGUUUAUUUGGUUCUGGAAAAGCAAGAUUUUCCGCCAGGACGUGCCGAAGCCUGUUCCGCCGCAUAGUUCCGCAUUAGGGGAUAGGAUAACACCGCUAGUCGUGGUGCCAGCGGUGAGCGAAGCGUGA